AUGCCAUUUUCACCAGCUAAUAAACAUAAUCCACUAAUCUUAAAAAAUAUUCCUACCAUUUAUCAUGAUCAAAUUCAACAAUGUUUAGCAUGUAUUCAAUUGUUAAAAUGUGUUCAACGACUUGCUAAUUUAUGGUGUCAUUUUUUUCAAUUGAAAAUUGAAGAAGAUUAUUGGAAUUAUUUAGACAAUUUACAUCUACUUGUCAUAGUUUGGUUAUCCGAAGAUGUAUCAAAAGAAAUAAUUCAACAAAAUUCUAUCGAUUGGGAUUCUAGGAGAACAAAAACGAAUAUUCGACAUCAAAAAACAUUAAUUCAAAACAAAUUACAACGAACGGAAUAUAAUUUGUCGAAGCAUCAAUCUCAACUUUCAUCCAAGUUCAACCUACAAAAUGAAAUAUAUGUGAAGAAUUCGAUCGACAUCGUAUUUAAAACGUUUGCUAUUAUUCUAAGAAAUGAUUUGAAUCCUUUCCAUGUACAUUUUGAACAGAAGAAGCUCUUGUUACACUUUAAUUUUCAUGAUGCAUAUCUAGUCAAAUCAUUCUAUGAUUUAAAUCCAACUGAAAAACAAAUUCAUCUUGUUCAACAAAUUUGGCAAACAAAAUUAAAUUCAUGUGAACGAUUUCUCCGUGAAAAAACGAAAACAAUUUUUCCUGAUAACAAUCCAAUAGUCAAUAUGAAUCUAUUCUCCGUCGAUGAUUUUGUUCCUGUCAUGUUUGCCAUUAUUGAAGCACGUCUCGUCACUAUCGAACAACGUACACAAGUCAUCAUGGAAUUUAUCAAUACUCCUUCUCAAUAA
Molecule: messenger RNA, 795 nt
Organism: Rotaria socialis
Lineage: Eukaryota; Metazoa; Rotifera; Eurotatoria; Philodinida; Philodinidae
Source: the annotation of a GenBank genome assembly